AUGCCAAAGAAAAAGAAGGGAACAAAGUCGGCAAGAGCUGAGCCAUAUAAGGCCACUGUCCCAGCCAGACGCCGCUCUGAGAGAAUUGCACAGGCAGUUCCGGAGGACACGCAAACUGCUACCGAAGGAUUGGCGAGCCCAGGAUUACUUCUUACCGGCCUUCCACUGGAAAUCAGACUGGAGAUCUUCGGGUACUUCACUGGGGCUCCAACAGAAUACGACGAGCAAGAACGCCAAAAGAUCGAGCUCACAAGACGAUCUCUGUUGUUGGUCUCACGCCAGGUCAACACCGAAUGGACACCGCUCUUUUUCAAUACGACGACCAUCAUGUUCAAGGCGGGACGCACCGACCGUGCUGGAUUCCCAACUCCAUCGAAGGCUACGCGACAAGAAGAAAAUGAACUCCACGCCAUGCGGAUUGCUGUCAAUGUGUCUGAUGAGCUCCUCAAGAGCAUUUCCCUUCCCAAAUUGGAAUUUGUCAAGAAAUUGCAUUGGGAGCAUACAAUUGCGCAAGCUAGGCUGGGAUGGCAUGGCGGAGGUGUAGGACAGAUUGCGGACGACAGAGGCCUCGUACGACUAUCUCAUGCACUCAAACACAUGAAGGCGUCGUUGCCCAAUCUUACUGAGGUCAUUUACUCGAACAGCACUGGUUACCACACCGAAUCGUUCUCCGCCACGAAUGACCCCUCAGGCAAAGAGCAUGAUCACGAGCAUGAGUUUCGUCGCAUCGAUGCUGGUGGCCGACAUCAGGAACUCGCAAAUAGACUAGUGGGCGAACGCCGCUCUAGUGUCCUUCGUGGAUUCGUCGUCGACAAAAAGGUCAUUUUCGAACCCGGUCGCUACUUGGGCACUCAGCACUUGUUGUACGCUCAAGGAUUCCAGAUCAUAUUCAAGAAGGCAAGGGGUGCGAAUUCGAACUCGAACGUUGGAUGA
Molecule: messenger RNA, 933 nt
Organism: Exophiala spinifera
Lineage: Eukaryota; Fungi; Ascomycota; Eurotiomycetes; Chaetothyriales; Herpotrichiellaceae
Exons: 1
Coding region: 1-933 (310 amino acids)
Source: RefSeq, a predicted model, not a curated record